UGAAGACCCUGGACUCAACUCUAUCCUCAUCUCCUUUCCCCUUCGCCACCCCUUCACCAGCACCAGCGGCACUGCUGUGACCACACUAAGACUUGGCCUGAGAUGGAGGGAGAGUGGAGAAACCUGCUACACCAAUAUGGCUGACCAAGGCCCUGGAAGGAGGAAGUGGGUAAGUGCGUUAUCCAAAAGGAUAUAGCAGCUUCAGGUCUUAUCAGGGGACAGCACCCCUUCCUCCACCUCUGACCAAGUCAUAGUGGGCCACAGCAAUGCAGACCACUGUGAGAUGGAGAGCAAGAGCUAUAAAACAACUAGAGUGGACGUGUACACACCAUUAUAGUUCAUGGUUAUGCUAUCCCAAGCAGAAAGGAAUGGUGGCUUAGACUAGCCUGGUGUUAGUGGAAAUGUGAAGAUUCAAGAGACAUAGUUGAAAGGCAGAAUCAACAAGACUUGGAGAUAAACUACUCUCAGGAAAAGGGAGGAGUCAUGGCUUUCAGCUAUUAGCAUCCACCCCGCAGGGUGCCCUCACCCUCUUCCUGGCAAUCCAAGAUACCAUAUGGUUCCAAGGCCUGUAGCCCUUUCCUCUGCCUACUGCUCAGCAAGUGAGUUCCAGUCUGAUAAGAAAAGCCUUCCUGUGGUGGAGACUGAAAGGAAGAGGAGGGAGCUAGCCCAUUCCUGCCCAGGAGAUUGUGGGAGAAGGAAGAUGGCCAGAGCUGUAUGUCCACUUCAUGCCCUCUGGCUUCUGGAGUGGGUGCAGCUGUUCUUGGGACCUGGUGCCAUCCCUCUAGCCUGGGCCUUGAACUUGGACCCAGUGCAACUCACCUUCUACACAGGCCCCAAUGGCAGCCACUUUGGGUUUUCACUGGACUUCUACAAGGACAACCAUGGGAGAGUGGCCUUCGUGGUAGGCGCCCCGCGGACCCUGGGCCGCAGCCAGGAGGAGACGGGCGGCGUAUUCCUGUGCCCCUGGAGGGCCGAGGGUGGCCAGUGCACGUCGCUGCCUUUUGACCUCAAUGACGAGACCCGACACAUAGGCUCCCACACCCUCCAAACCUUCAAGUCCCGGCAAGGACUGGGGGCGUCGGUCGUCAGCUGGAACGACAACAUUGUGGCCUGCGCCCCCUGGCAGCACUGGAACGCCCUAGAAAAGACGGAGGAGGCCGAGAAGACGCCCGUAGGUGGCUGCUUUGUGGCUCAGCUCCGGAACGGCCACCGCGCGGAGUACUCGCCGUGUCGGGCUAACACCAUGAGCUCGGUUUAUGUGAACAAUCCGUUUAACCGAGACAAGCGCUAUUGCGAAGCUGGCUUCAGCUCUGCGGUCACUCAGGCUGGAGAGCUGGUGCUUGGGGCCCCCGGCGGCUAUUUUUUCUUAGGUCUCCUGGUGCGGGCGUCUAUUGACAAUAUCAUCUCGAGUUACCGCCCGGGCACCCUGUUGUGGCACGUGCCCUCCCAGAGCUUCACCUACGACUACAGCAAGCCAGAGUACUACGACGGCUACCGGGGGUACUCGGUGGCUGUGGGCGAGUUCGAUGGGAAUCUCAACACUACAGAGUAUGUCCUUGGUGCCCCGACCUGGAGCCGUACCCUAGGAGCGGUGGAAAUUUUGAACGAGCACUACCAGACGCUGCACAGGCUGCACGGAGAGCAGAUGGCUUCGUAUUUUGGACACUCGAUAGCUGUCACUGAUGUCAACGGAGACGGGAGGCACGACUUGCUGGUGGGCGCGCCACUGUUCAUGGAGAGCCGCGCGGACCGCAAGCUGGCCGAGGUGGGGCGCGUGUACUUGUUCCUGCAGCCUCGAGGUCACCAGGCGCUGGGCGCCCCCAGCCUCCUGCUGACUGGCACACAGCUCUAUGGGCGAUUCGGCUCGGCCAUCGCAUCUCUGGGCGACCUCGACCGGGACGGCUACAACGAUGUUGCAGUGGCUGCCCCCUACGGAGGUCCCAGUAGUCUGGGCCAAGUGCUGGUGUACCUAGGUCAGAGUGAGGGGCUCAGCUCACGCCCCUCCCAGAUCCUGGACAGCCCCUUCCCAGCAGGCUCUGGCUUCGGCUUCUCCCUGCGAGGUGCCACAGACAUCGAUGACAACGGAUACCCAGACCUACUGGUAGGAGCUUAUGGGGCCAGCAAGGUGGCUGUGUACAGAGCUCAGCCAGUGGUGGUGGCCAAUGUCCAGCUGCUGGUACAAGAUUCACUGAAUCCUGCUGUGAAGAACUGUAUCCUGCCUCAGACCAAGACACCAGUGAGCUGCUUUAACAUACAGAUGUGUGUGGGAGCCACUGGGCACAACAUUCCUCAGCAGCUGCCCCUAAAUGCCGAGCUGCAGCUGGACCGGCAAAAGCCCCGCCAGGGCCGGAGGGUGUUACUGCUAAAUUCUCAGCUGGCGAGCAGCACCCUGCAUCUGGACCUGGGCGGGAGGCACAGCCCCAUCUGCCACACCACCACCGCCUUCCUCCGAGAUGAGGCCGACUUCCGGGACAAGCUGAGCCCCAUUGUACUUAGCUUGAAUGUGUCGCUACAGCCCAGGAAGGAUGGAGUAGCCCCUGCCAUCGUGCUGCAUGGAGACACCCAUGUCCAGGAGCAGACUCGCAUCAUCCUAGACUGUGGGGAAGAUGACCUGUGUGUGCCCCAGCUCCAGCUCACCGCCAUCGUGAUGGGCUCCCCACUCCUCAUUGGAGCCGAUAAUGUACUGGAGCUGCAGAUGGAUGCGGCCAAUGAGGGCGAGGGGGCCUACGAAGCAGAGCUAGCUGUGCACCUGCCCCCAGGUGCCCACUACAUGCGGGCCGUCAGCAACAUUGAGGGCUUUGAGAGACUCAUCUGUAACCAGAAGAAGGAGAAUGAGACCAAGAUAGUGCUGUGUGAGCUGGGUAACCCCAUGAAGAGGAACGCCCGGAUAAGAAUCACCAUGUUGGUGAGUGUGGAGAACCUGGAAGAGGCUGGGGAACAUGUGUCCUUCUGGCUGCAAAUCAGAAGCAAAAACAGCCAGAAUCCGAACAGUGAGGCUGUGCUGCUGGAUGUGCCAGUGCGGGCAGAGGCCCAUGUGGAGCUAAGAGGGAACUCCUUUCCAGCCUCCCUGGUGGUGGUGGCAGAAGAAGACAGCAGGGAGAACAGCUCGGAGAGCUGGGGCCCCAAAGUGGAGCACACCUACGAGCUUCACAACAAUGGCCCUGGUACUGUAAGUGGCCUCCACCUCCACCUCUGCUUUCCUGGGGAGUCCCAGCCUUCUGAUCUGCUCUACAUCCUGGACAUACAACCUGAGGGGGGACUUCAGUGUUUCCCCCAGCCCUCUAUUAACCCAUUCAAGCUGGACUGGAGGCAGCCUACCCCCAGCCCUUCCCCCACUUCCCCGGGGUAUCACAAGCGGGAGCGCAGGCAGGCUUCCCUGCCAGGGUCCAGCCAGCCCUCUGGGCUUCAGGAUCCAGUUCUCCUGAGCUGCGAGUCGGGGCCGCAUACAGUGGUGCAGUGUGAGCUGCAGGAGAUGGCGCGAGGGCAGCGAGCCAUGGUCAAGGUGCUAGCUUUCCUGCAGCUGCCCAGCCUCCAGCAGAGGCCACUGGAUCAGUUCGUGCUGCAAUCGCAAGCUUGGUUCAAUGUCUCCUCCCUUCCCUACGCUGUGCCCUCCCUCAGCCUGCCCAGUGGGGAAGCUCUGGUGCAGACACACCUGCUUCGUGCCUUGGAGGAGCGGGACAUUCCCAUCUGGUGGGUGCUGGUAGGCGUACUCGGAGGCCUGCUGUUGCUCAUGCUCCUGGUCCUGGCCAUGUGGAAGGGCGGCUUCUUCAAGCGCAACCGGCCACCGCUAGAAGAAGAGGAGGAGGAGUGAUGGAGCAGUCCACGCUCUGUCCUAGGAGGAAGGCUGGGGACCUGCCUGCUCUGCCCUUUCUUCAGUGUGCGCCCCCCAGCUCUGCUCACCCACGGGUUGGAGCUGUGCCAUGGAGGCCUCCUGAUACCCCCCUCUACCUCACCCCCCAGAGCUGGCCACUCCUUUCCUUGCUGCCAAAUAAAGAGGCUGAGUCCCAACCCCUGCAUCUCUGGGACCCCCAGCAUGCUGUCUCCUCUUGGGUCAGGGAAGAGAAAGGGACCAGGGACAGGUGAUGUUCAGAGUGAGGGUCUGGGGCUGCUGGAAGUGUGGGCAGUGGGUGUCUCUGCCAGGCAACGGUUGCAAAUGACUGUCUUUGGAGAG
Nyctereutes procyonoides (raccoon dog) is the source of this 4171-nucleotide messenger RNA. It is a transcript of the gene ITGA2B, whose product is annotated as integrin subunit alpha 2b. Lineage: Eukaryota; Metazoa; Chordata; Mammalia; Carnivora; Canidae. Gene Ontology annotation, biological process: cell-matrix adhesion; angiogenesis; cell-cell adhesion. The transcript is spliced from 30 exons. The coding region runs from base 554 to 3811 and encodes 1085 amino acids. Gene Ontology annotation, cellular component: integrin complex; external side of plasma membrane. The record is from RefSeq and is a predicted model, not a curated record. Gene Ontology annotation, molecular function: integrin binding.